CAAAAGACGGAAGUGAACUGUAGCUAUCCUGACUGAAUCUCAACAAAACAUUGACCUUCGCAAUCUCGAACACUGCACCUCUCUAAAUUCCAUAUCCUCGUUAUUCAAAGGCUACUGUGAAAGAGACUAAUUUGCUUCUUUUUUCACCAGUCAUGCCCACCCUACCAAUAAUCUACACCCCAUUCACGAAGCUGCAGGCUGGAUGGGGCACAAGACAAGGUUCCACAUGUGGAGAAUUUGAAAUGGAUUUCGUCCGAUGUGCCAGUCGAGUGGGCAUGAACAAAGCAAAGUUUGAAUGCCUGAAGGAGAUUGAGGAUUUUCAUGAAUGUCUCUGGCGCUCCAAACAGACUCAGCGCACUGACAUAAUGGAGGCAGAGAGGAAACGGCAGAAGAGACCAUACAUAGAGCCUCUGGGCAAAGAUAUUCCAGGAAAAGAAUAUUAAUAAAACCGUUGACAUUAAGAUGUUGUGACAGGUCCGUGAAUACAUGAGAUAGAUGUGGAGAGUUGCCUUCUUUGUGUAUCUCUAAAUAAUUUGUGGAUGUGAAUGAGUACUGAUUUUGCCGCUGGGUCAUUGUUUGUUUUCUCUUGAUUUUGUCUCUACAUUAUAUUUCAAGUAAAGAAUUUUAUGAAGCUCUGGUAAACUUAAAACAAACGAAAAAACAGUCUUCGUUGUCUAAGUUUGUAUAAAAAAUUUGUUACAGUACAUUUUAGCUGCAGAACAUUCUUAUUGUUUGGGAGAUUUUUUUUUUACAGUAAUGAUAUUGAUAGGUAAGAAACGAUUGCAGUUGUCGUAAUUCCUAACAUUUCGUUUGUGGCCUUGAUUCUGUUUGGUUUACCUUUGAGUACUCAUGUGUGUCGCUCCCUUGGCUAAACUGAAUGUCAGGCCAGUCUUUGAAUUCAAUCAAUUUUUUGUAAAUAUCAGUGGGUGGGUGGGUGACGGCUGCUUUGGUGUUUUUUUGCUGCUUGCAAUUGUAGUCUGUGUUUCUUUCCUGUUGUUCUAAUCUCUUGCCAGGUUCAUCAUCCUGGUCACUUGCCAUAGGCUGUGGCUCUGUGACAUUGUAUUUGUCUAUAAGUUUGUGCAAAUGUAUGUCUGUUUUUACAUGUAACGUGUACAUAGAGAGAGUUUGUGAUGAAGGCUUGUAUCUCUGCAUGUCUUUCUCUUAAUUGCAUCGAAAGAAGUAGAAUAAAACUGAAAAAUAUGGA
Aplysia californica (California sea hare) is the source of this 1204-nucleotide messenger RNA. RefSeq names its product NADH dehydrogenase [ubiquinone] iron-sulfur protein 5. The coding region runs from base 153 to 443 and encodes 96 amino acids. The record is from RefSeq and is a predicted model, not a curated record. The transcript has 3 exons. Lineage: Eukaryota; Metazoa; Mollusca; Gastropoda; Aplysiida; Aplysiidae.